AUGUCUGACCCAGUCGCUGAAUCCAACACCUUCGCCCAGAGGCCCGGGAUAACAACCCUACCUUAUGAGAUCUUCCUACUCAUAAAGUCGCAAAUAUCAAGCCAAGAUCGCAAGUCACUCAGUCAAACAUGCAAAGCGCUAGAGAACCUUCUACCAGUGUCUUUCCCACGGGUAUUCAUCUCUACCAAUCCCCUGGACAUCAAGGCAUUCCGUGGGAUAGCCGAUGAUCCGAAACUCCGCGAGCAAGUGACCGAAAUAAUCUGGGACGAGUCGCGCUUCACAGCAACCCCUGAUAUUUUUGUGAAAGAGUUCAGCGGAAACUUUACAAUUAUCAGGCAGCGAGCAGAGGAGACCGAAAAUGAUGAUCAUGCCAUAUGGCAAAAAAGGAAAGAAGCAGAACUGACAAUAAGAAAUUGCUGGGGAAUUUAUGACACGUUAUCGGUACAACAAAAUCAGACGAUGAAAUCUGGAGACGACGAGGCCGCCUUCGUUUAUGGGCUGAGUCGAUUUCCAGCCCUGAAAAGAGUCACAAUUACGCCAGCCGCGCAUGGAACAUUGUUUGCCCCUCGGUAUCCAACACCAACAAUCAGAUCGCUACCUUUUGGAUUCAACUAUGCUGUUCCACGAGCAUGGCCACAAUUAAAAAAGAACUUAUCACCAAUCUUUCAGCCUCCCGGGCGGUGGUCUAAAUCAACAGAGGAAUACAAGGAGCACUGGCAUGGGACUAGAAUCGUUCUCCGUGUUCUAGGGCAGGUGGAACACACUGUUUCAGAACUCUGUUUUGACCUUGGGGGAGAUAAAGUUGGACUCAAUAUCACGAUGCUAGACCAGCCUUGUGUGGAGUAUGACCAUUUCGUCUCGAUGCUGAGAAACUCCCGAUUGAGCCGGCUAGAUCUUCCCCUUUAUGUUUGGGAUGGGAAAGAAGAAUGGUCAAACGAAUCUAGCGGUCAUCUUUAUCGUGCUCUCAGUGAAGCAACCGAUCUGAUUCAUUUUUCCGUUCCGACUACAUAUACAAUGAGCUACGGGGACGCAGAGGUUCAAUUAGGAAAUCUUCUACCUAUCGAAAAAUGGCCAUUGCUCCAACAUAUUGGUCUGAAGUGCUUCAAUGUCUCUGAGAGUUUUAUCUCGAAAUAUCUGGAGUCACGACCGAGCACACUGCGGUCGGUUGAAAUCGGUCUUUCCCGCGAGGAAUAUGAGUCGAGGAAAUGGGUUAAACUACGAGAGGCCAUGGGCUCAGACAAGUCAGUCGAGCUAUACUUCGACAUUGACGAAGAAAAGAGGAGAUAUAGCGACUUCUAUGUGAGACCAACUCCUUGA
Messenger RNA from Penicillium salamii, 1317 nucleotides. Lineage: Eukaryota; Fungi; Ascomycota; Eurotiomycetes; Eurotiales; Aspergillaceae. The record is from the annotation of a GenBank genome assembly.